CUUUGGGCCAUUUGAUUUCUCUUCAGUUUCCAACUUAUAAGAGACGGGUUUUCUUCCUUUGCUUUUGUGAAAUUGUGAGUUUGGAUUGUUAGAUACCAAAACAUGGCAAAUGUCGCACACCAUGGAGUUAUUGAGAUGGAAGAUGGGCCUCACCAUAUUGAAAGAGAGAGAAGUAUCUUUCUCAUGGUAUCUCCCGUCCAUAAGACUAAACUCAAGUCUGAAAUAAAGAAGCUGAUUCCCUGUCUUAUUGCUGAGUUUCUUGCUAAUUGGUUUAUUUUGGCUACAGCUACAGCAAUAACUUCAAUGAUGUUGUAUUACAAACCAAGUCCAUUUGAAAGAGCAUUCAAUGGUUUGGCCUUUCCUUGGGGUAUGAGCUUUACUUUUUGCAUUUAUGCCAUUGGUGGUGUCAGCGGUGCUCAUUUGAACUUUUCAGUAACGGUUUCUUUUGCGGCUUUUAGAGGAUUUGAAUGGUGGAAGACACUUCCUUAUUUCUUUGCUCAAGUCUUGGGUGGAACUUGUGGGACCUUGAAUAUGUGGCUUACUUAUUACCCACUGGGUUAUGCUUUAGCCAAUGGAAAACCUCUCGAUCAAUCUCCUGAAAUGGCUGCAGCUUUCUUCAAUAAUGCUAAUCAAGAAUAUUACACAACCAUUCACAGCUUUGCCAUUCAAUUAUAUUAUACUGCUUUUCUUGUAUUUAUGAUAUUUGCAUUUACUGAUCCCUACAAUCCUAUGGCACCAGGGGCAAGUAUGUUUCCAUUAUUGAUUGGUUUGUUGGUAAUGGAACUGGGAGAUUCUCUUGGAGAUAUUGGUCAAUUUACUAUCAAUCCUUCACGUGAUUUAGGGGCGAGAAUUGCUGGUGCUAUGAUAGGUUUUGGUCAUUUGGCUUUGCCUGGUGUUGGUGGUAUGUUGUGGGCUAAUCAAUGUGGGUCAGUCAUUGGAGGCGUCGUUGGGGGUCUUAUUUAUGAGUCUUUGGUUCGUCCAUUCUUUCCAACUGUAGAAGAACUUGGACCGACCAUUCAUAUGAAGAGAAUGGAAUACAUAUGGAAUUUCUUGCGAGGUAGAAAGAAUGUCCAGUUACAGGACUCUUCCAUUUCUCAUCAAAUAGAAGGAAAUGAUACGAGUGGGACUGCGGAUAAUACCAAACAUGUCAUUAAGGAAGAGGAAAAAUUUUCUUAACGAUUGUGAGCAAUAAAACUUUGUCUCAUUGG
Messenger RNA from Galdieria sulphuraria, 1208 nucleotides. Its product is annotated as aquaglyceroporin related protein, MIP family. The transcript has a single exon. Gene Ontology annotation, molecular function: glycerol channel activity. Gene Ontology annotation, biological process: glycerol transmembrane transport. Lineage: Eukaryota; Rhodophyta; Bangiophyceae; Galdieriales; Galdieriaceae. The coding region runs from base 103 to 1176 and encodes 357 amino acids. The record is from RefSeq and is a predicted model, not a curated record. Gene Ontology annotation, cellular component: plasma membrane.